Molecule: messenger RNA, 1831 nt
Organism: Topomyia yanbarensis
Lineage: Eukaryota; Metazoa; Arthropoda; Insecta; Diptera; Culicidae
Product: ATPase WRNIP1-like
Exons: 4
Coding region: 121-1791 (556 amino acids)
Biological process (GO): DNA-templated DNA replication; regulation of DNA repair
Cellular component (GO): nucleus
Molecular function (GO): enzyme activator activity; ATP hydrolysis activity; DNA binding
Source: RefSeq, a predicted model, not a curated record
UUCCCGGUCACUGAAUACUGUUCGACUUUCCGACAGGCCACAUGAUGCGUGACAGCGCGCAAAUGUUUAUAAACAAUCUACACCACAGCGCAAAAAAAGGAUGAUUGUUACAUCUCGAAAAUGUGUGACGACCCACAACCAUCGACUUCCUGUUUGCGUUCGGCUUGUCCGGUAUGUGACAAACUGUUUUCCAUGGACGAAAUCGAAAAUCACGUCGAUCGAUGUUUGUUCCUAAGCUCAACGGAUUGUAGCUCUUCAGAAGCAACUUCAAGUAAGGGACAAAAGAACGAUCAGAACCAAAGUGUGUCUCGAGAUGCAAAGCGGAGCUUUAGUAUUUUCGAAAAGUCACCCUCGAUUGCUUCCAAGCGAAAGAAAGGCGAUCGAGAUUCAAAAAGCGUUGAAGAUAUGGAAAAACAGGUUAUUGAUCUGUCCGACGAUGAUGGCCAAACUGAAAAAAAGGAUUUGGAUUCCACGCAGCAGAAAACGGCAAAGAUUGUUAAGGAAGUUUCCAGUGUCCCGUUGGCAGAAAAGAUGAGACCAGAUGACCUCAAGGAUUACGUUGGUCAAGAGCAUAUCAUUGGAAAGAACACCGUAUUAAGGACACUAUUCCAGAACAACAUUAUCCCGAGUAUGAUAUUCUGGGGUCCACCAGGAUGUGGCAAAACAACAAUGGCCCACAUUAUCGCGGCUCAUUGUAAAAAAAGUGAAAACAUGCGAUUCGUUAAACUGUCGGCUACGAUGAGCGGCGUGAAUGACGUGAAAGAAGCCGUUAAAGUGGCUAAAAAUGAGAUGAAAUUCAAACGAAGAACAAUCCUGUUCAUGGACGAAAUCCACAGAUUUAAUAAAUUACAACAGGACAUCUUUCUGCCUCAUGUGGAAAGCGGAACGGUCACGCUGAUUGGGGCCACAACAGAGAAUCCGUCGUUCAGUCUUAACUCAGCUUUACUAAGUCGCUGUCAGGUUAUUGUGCUAGAGAAGCUGGGUGUCGAUGGGAUGAUAAAAAUUUUGCAGAGAGCUCUACCAGAGUAUGAAACUGUGAUGUUUGAAAACAAUAAUGAGCAUCCCGAUAUUAGCAAACUGCCGUUUGUACCUAGAAUGAUGAUCAGUUCGGAGAGCAUUCGAUGGUUGGCUGAAGUUUGCGACGGAGAUGCUCGCAUCGGGUUGAACAGCCUUCAGUUGGCAUUGAAUACUGUAGCUACUCGGCAGAAGGAGGAGGGUGCCGACCUUAAACUUAUUUCGCUUGACGAAAUCAAGGAAGGACUUAAGAAAUCUCAUCUCCUUUACGAUCGCAAAGGAGAUCAACACUACGAGUUGAUAUCGGCCCUGCACAAAUCGGUCCGCGCAUCGGACGAUAACGCAGCCCUCUACUGGUGCACUCGGAUGCUCACUUCCGGUGAAGAUCCACGGUACCUGGUCCGUCGGAUGAUUCGAAUGGCAAGCGAAGACAUAGGUGUGGCCGACACAAAUGCCUUAACGGUGGCCACAUCUACACUAGCUGCGGUUCAAGCUGUCGGGAUGCCGGAAGCGGAUUGCAUCAUCGCUCACUGUGCCGUUUAUUUGGCAAGAGCUCCCAAAAGUCGCGAGGUGUACAACGCGUUCAACCGGUGCAAAGCGGCCAUCAAAGAGCAGAAAGGACCGAUGCCAGGAGUGCCGUUACACUUGCGGAACGCCACCACGAAACUGAUGAAAGAUUUGAACUACGGCACCGGGUACAAUCUAUUGCACAAAGAUCAGUCGGGUUUGUGCUACAUGCCGGAAGGACUGGAGGAUGAGAAUUAUUUUUCGGAAUAAGACAUGUUGGAUAUAAAAUAAACUUGUUUAUGUUAACAAA